ACGACAACAUAUUUGAAAAAAACUUUGCCCAACUUGGGUAUCCCUAAAUCCAAGUGUGUAACUUUCUUACCAAAAGUAAAUUGUUUGUAACCUUAUCAUUUUUGUAGAUACAUAAUACAAAAAUAAUCAAAGCAUACAAGUUGAAUUUUACCAAACUUACCCGCCAAAAAAAUGGAAGAAUUUGAAACCCUAGAAUUAUAUGAGCUCCACUAUUCUGAUCUCGUUGCAUUAUCUUUUUUGUCUCCUUUGGAUGACCAAUCUUCUCCAUCUUCCGAAAACAUGGAAUAUUUGGAAUCAGUAAUGUAUAAGAUCAUGAAAAACCUCGGUCCCUCCGGCCCGGGCCUACUUGCUAUUAACGGAGUCCCCAAUGCUUCCGAACUGCGCCAAAUACUGCUUCCAAUGGCUCGGAAGCUGGCCCUCCUUAACAACGAAGAUCGUAAACGUGUACUCAAGGAUCAUGGGUUAGGAAGUGACGUUCCGCUUAAGAACGUUGAUAGAACAGUCUCCCCUUUCGCUAUGCAAUUAAAAUACAACCGGGAUUUGGAUGUUGGCAGUCUUUGUAAUGCAAACAGGUCAGGGAUUGAAGGUUGUAGUUCGGAAAUUGAGAAUCUUGGGAACGUAUUUAAAGAGUUGGGACAUUGCAUGAUUGAGGUAGGUCUUCGACUGGCAAGGGUGUGUGACAAAAUCAUUGGUGGACAUGAGUUAGAACAAAGCUUAUUGGAAUCAUGCUCGGCUAAAGGGCGUCUUAUACACUACCAUUCGCUUUUAGAUAACGUUAUUCUGCAAGCCUUAAAGGAUACGCGGUCCAAAAGCAGGACUAGUAAAAAUUCUAGUGAAAAGUGCUCCGAUCUGUGGCAGCAGUGGCAUUAUGAUUAUGGUGUUUUCACUGUUUUGACAGCACCGAUGUUCAUGUUUGCUCCUGUAAUUAAUGGCUGUUCCCAAUCAUGUGAUGGGAAGGAGUGCUCUUCCCCUAGUGGACAUACAUAUUUGCAAAUAUUUGAUCCGAAUAAGAACAGUGUUGUAAUGGUAAAGGCAUCUUCGGAUAGUUUUAUUGUUCAGGUAGGGGAAUCAGGUGAUAUAUUGUCAAAAGGGAAACUCCGUGCAACUCUUCAUUCCGUUUCUAGACCUAAAAAUUUGGAAAAUUUGAGCAGGGAAACAUUCGUUGUGUUCUUGCAGCCUGCGUGGAGCAAGACACUUACGCUCUAUGAUUUUGCAGUGGAAAAUACGAGUUUAAAUGGUGAGCAUGCAAGAGUAUGUAAUGAGGAGAACCGGUCUCAAAAACCAAGUUCAGAUAUUGGUAAAUUAGUCCCACCACUUUGUGAUCGCUUAAAAGAUGGUAUGACAUUUGCAGAAUUUUCAAGAGAAACAACAAGACAAUAUUAUGGAAGCACUGGGUUGCAGUCAAAGAGAUAAAUGAUUGAUAGAUGGUUGCUUCAAUAUGUUGAUUACAAUGGGGUGAAUUAUUGUCCUUCAUCCAAGUAUAUUUAUGUUGUUGCUCACCCAAAAAAACAAUAUGAAAUUAUGAACCAGUAAAAUUAUGAAGAUGAUUCGGUUCCUGUUUAAUACUUGCACAUGAGAGUUUCAAUUAAUGGUAUCAACUUCGCUUCUGGUAAUCAUACAAAAGGGGGUGAUAAAUCAAGAAUCUUCUGCAGAGUUUAUAUCCAUGUGAGUGAUCUCCAAAGAUUCUAUGAUCUCUUUGUCAUGAGGAUUUACUGCUUGUAUUGAAUGGUUAGCAGUCACAGUUCACACAACUAAUGUAGUUAAUGUCAGUUGAAAGUCGUAUUGUUAUCAUGGAGUCGUUUACAUGUUGUCAUUGUGUGUUGUAAACAGAAACUCGGUAUCAAAAAAAUAGUUUGUGACUGGAAUAAACGUUGCAUAA
This is a messenger RNA of Erigeron canadensis, 1879 nucleotides long. RefSeq lists its product as uncharacterized. The coding region runs from base 172 to 1413 and encodes 413 amino acids. Lineage: Eukaryota; Viridiplantae; Streptophyta; Magnoliopsida; Asterales; Asteraceae. The record is from RefSeq and is a predicted model, not a curated record. The transcript is spliced from 2 exons.